Molecule: messenger RNA, 605 nt
Organism: Prorocentrum cordatum
Lineage: Eukaryota; Dinophyceae; Prorocentrales; Prorocentraceae
Source: the annotation of a GenBank genome assembly
CUUUACAGUUGCACGAGUCUGUCGUGCGUUCUCCUCCUCUCGUCGUUGCUUCACUUAGCUGAUCAUGGCUGAUUGCCGCAAUCGCUCACUCGUGCUCAAGAGCUUGCCUCCGUCGACGCGCGAUCUCCGCGUAAGUGGCUUGACCCAGAUACCCGAUACUGCACUGGUGUGAUCCGGCAUGGCCGUGCGGAUUGCAGUUGCAGCCUGCAUGCUGGGGGCGCUGGCGGAGGGCAUUGCCAGGCACGAGACGCCGAAGUGCUAUGACACCGUCGAGGGGGAGCCCUGCUGGAAGGCUAUCCAGUGGGCCCAGAAGAAGGGCAUGUGGAAGAACCCCGAGUGGUAUGUAGAAGUCCAGAAUCCGCUUGACGAGGCCGAGAUGCAGAACUUCUUCUUCAAGCAGCGCAAGCACGACUGCAUGAGGCCCUGCAGGCUUGCGUCCACCACCUCGGCGCCUGGAGCCGAGGAGAAGGACGGCAAGAAGGACUGGAAGUCGUACUUCAAGUGAGCGGCCACGGUCACGCUCGGCAGACUGCCCACUCUCAGCUCUAGAUUUGGAGGGCCCGCAUCGCCUGCCUCACCCUGCCGAGGUGCAACACACAAACACG